UUGGACAAGGUCCGAAGUCUUCUGCUCGCUGCUCAGUCACGACCGUCACACACGUGUGCAUCAGUCUUCGUUUAGACGUUAACCUAGGGCGUACCAAAAUACUUUAGAAUUUUUAAGUUCGUGAUGGCGAAACGAAUGAUUGUUGAUUGCGACGCCGGAAUGGAUGAUGCGAGUGCUUUGUUUUUAGCGACCAAAGCUCAUAAAGUUGGAGUCGUCGAGCUUGUUGCCAUAACAACGACGCACGGGAACACCACCCUUAAUAAUGUUGUAAAAAAUGUAUCGAGGACUUUAGCAGCUGCAAACCUGAAUCAAAUUCCGAUUUAUAAGGGUGCGCACACGUCCCUUGUUGAACCCAUUGACCUGGACGAUCCAUAUCACGGGAACGAUGGAUUCGGUGACAGCAAUCACGACGAGGAACCUGAUCUGCGGAACGUCCAGCAAGAACACGCUGUAAAUGCUCUCGUUCGUAUGGUUAGGGAGAAUCCAAAUGAAAUUUCACUCGUCGCUUUGGGUCCACUUACUAAUUUAGCGUUAGCUAUGCGUCUCGAUGAUCAAUUUGCUUCCAACUUGAAGGAAUUAUACAUAAUGGGGGGCAAUGUUGAGGGAAUCGGCAAUAUCACCGUGUCUGCUGAAUUUAAUUUCCAUUGCGAUCCAGAGGCCGCAUACGUCGUUUUACAGAACACCAAAUGCCCGACUUACAUUGCUUCCUGGGAACUCUGCUUACACAGGGCAAAGCUGGAUUGGGAUUGGCGGAUGAAUGUUUACGGAAAAGUAGAUAGUCCUCAGUGUCGGCUGAUGAAUAAGAUCGAAGCGCAAUCUAUCGCCCAGAAAUACUUCGACACUUAUAUUGUUUGCGAUCAGCUGGCCGUGGCUGCCGUCAUCGACCCCCGUUAUGUGACACAAAAAUCGCUCCAUUACGCCACGGUUGAACUGAGUGGGAACUUCACUCGCGGGCAAAUGGUCGUCGAUUAUGGGAAAAAGAUUGUCGGAAAGACACCCAACGUGUACUUGAUAGAUCGCGUGGAUAUCGAACUCUUCAAGAAAAUGAUGCUUUGGUCCCUGGACGCCCCCAGUGUCGAUUACACGCCACCACCAGCAACUGAGUGAACGAUGUGCCACUGUCUUUUAACAUCAUUUCAAAUUUAUUCUGUAUACUGUUACAAUAUAUGAGUAUCAGACCGAA
Molecule: messenger RNA, 1183 nt
Organism: Daphnia pulex (common water flea)
Lineage: Eukaryota; Metazoa; Arthropoda; Branchiopoda; Diplostraca; Daphniidae
Product: inosine-uridine preferring nucleoside hydrolase-like
Exons: 8
Coding region: 124-1107 (327 amino acids)
Molecular function (GO): hydrolase activity, hydrolyzing N-glycosyl compounds
Source: RefSeq, a predicted model, not a curated record